Messenger RNA from Alnus glutinosa, 735 nucleotides. RefSeq lists its product as uncharacterized. The transcript has a single exon. NCBI's taxonomy places the organism in Eukaryota, Viridiplantae, Streptophyta, Magnoliopsida, Fagales, Betulaceae. The coding region runs from base 190 to 408 and encodes 72 amino acids. The record is from RefSeq and is a predicted model, not a curated record.
CUAUUUCACGUUUACACUGACACCAUACCUUUAUUGACUUCCAGCAAACGAAACGCGGAGCCGUACACCGAAUCGUAUUCGUCAAGAAAACCGAAACCUUCCCACAAUAUAAACAAAACCCAGAAGAGUAAGAGGAAGAGGAAGAAGAAGAAGAAGGGCAGGGGAGAGAGGUGAGAGGAUUUUUGUGAGAUGGGGUUCAAGAAGAAUCGGUGGAUGUUCUUCAAGAGGCUGAGGAGGGAGACGUGGAGGUGGAACUUCCUCGGGUCUGCGUUCAAGUGGAGGAGGAUGAAUCUGUUACAGAUGUCUUUUUUAGACGACGUGAUUUUCAGGAUUUUGUCCGUGUUUGAGGCUAUUGUGCUCGUUGCCACGCUGUGUUUCUUCUAUCUCUGUUGCGGCUGCCAUUUUUGAGUCCUCUGUUUCUCUGCCUACAUAUGUAUCUUUGCUCUUUUUUUACAUCUCUAGCUAUUUUGAUUUCAACUGGUGGCGGGGGAAAGAAGAGAGGGGGGAUUUGUGUGCUGGAUUUGUAGCUGUUUGGUGGUUUUGUGGGGGUCUCUCUCUCUCUCUCUCUCUCUCUCUCUCUCUGGUUUUGAAUGUUCUUGGGGGGUUUCAGUGAUGGGGCUAGCUAGUUUGGUAUUGACACCUGGUAGUACCCAAGAAUUAUGCUGAUGUAUACAUGUUUAUGUACAAAUUAAAUGCUGGGUAAAAAAAAAAAAAACCAGUUGAAAUUGUGACUCA